Nicotiana attenuata is the source of this 1988-nucleotide messenger RNA. RefSeq names its product histone-lysine N-methyltransferase ASHH1-like. The record is from RefSeq and is a predicted model, not a curated record. Gene Ontology annotation, molecular function: protein binding; histone H3K36 methyltransferase activity. Gene Ontology annotation, biological process: regulation of DNA-templated transcription. Lineage: Eukaryota; Viridiplantae; Streptophyta; Magnoliopsida; Solanales; Solanaceae. Gene Ontology annotation, cellular component: chromatin; nucleus.
GUCAGCUACCUUAAAACUUUUGCCAACCGUCUGAAAAUCUGGGCUCUGAGUGACACAAUCUGAUUCUGCUUUUCUCACAACACACACACAGAGAGUUCACACACACACACUCACUGUUUUUGUAUAUAUAUAGAAGAAGACAAGAUGAUGAUUCAGGUUCCAGAAAAAAACCCUUCUUCCUGUAAACCCUGCGGCAAAGAUUUCUGAUCAGAGGUUGCGCAGAUGCUGAAUUCAGGCGAAGACAAAAGCAAUGUGGUCCAACUGCCUGAAGGAGUAACGCCAUUUAUACAUAUUAAUCAGAAUGAGUUUCUAGGGCGAAAACAUAAGAAGCUGAAAGAAGAGGAUAUCGCUAUUUGUGAGUGCAAGUAUGAUGCCAGUGAUCCUGAAAGUGCAUGUGGAGAAGGAUGCUUGAAUGUACUGACCAGCACUGAAUGUACACCAGGAUACUGUCAUUGUGGUGAGAAUUGCAGGAAUCAGAGAUUCCAGAAAUGUGAAUACGCGAAAACCAAGUUGUUCAGGACUGAAGGGCGUGGUUGGGGUCUUUUAGCUGAUGAGAAUAUAAAGGCUGGACAGUUUAUCAUUGAAUACUCUGGAGAAGUGAUAUCAUCUGAAGAAGCAAAGAAAAGGUCUCAGGCUUAUGAAGCUCAUGGGCUUAAAGAUGCAUACAUAAUUUCUCUGAAUGCUAACUAUUUCAUUGAUGCCACUCGGAAGGGAAGUUUUGCAAGGUUCAUAAAUCAUUCAUGCCAUCCAAAUUGUGAAACAAGGAAAUGGACGGUGUUAGGGGAAACAAGGGUAGGAAUAUUUGCAAAGCAAGAUAUAUCUGUUGGAACGGAGUUAGCAUAUAACUAUAAUUUUGAGUGGUAUGGGGGUGCAACUGUUCGUUGUCUAUGUGGAGCUGCAAAAUGUUCUAUAUUUCUGGGUGCCAAGUCUCAAGGAUUCCAGGAGUACAACCAUGUCUGGGAAGAUGGGGAUGUCAGAUAUUCAGUGGAGGAAGUUCCACUUUAUGACUCAGCAGAGGAUGAACCUUUUCCAGUGAUCUCUGGAAUUGGAACUAGUGGAGGAAAUGAGCACACUAUGUGCAAGUUGGAGCUAAAUGCUGUGGAACCGCAUUAUUCAGCUCCACCCGGCAGCAUCGAAGUAAAAGCAAUGACCACUGAGGUGAAUGAGCAGGGUCAGUUGUAUCCUAUAGAUAUCCAGCAACAACUUCAGCAGGCAAAUCCAAUAUCUCGCAUCCGAAGUAAUAGCACAUCUAGGAAUUAUAAUAUUGGAUCUGGUUCAACACCAAAGAAGAAGUCUCAACAUAUUCCCAAGCGAAAGGUCAAAUCUUCCAGCCGUAAGCAAGUGAAUGAUGGCGAUUUUGCUAAAAUGUUUGCAUCAAAGGAAGCACGGGAAGAAGUUACUAAAUAUGAGGGGAUAAAAAAUGAAGCCGCUUCGAAGCUCAAUUCCAUAUAUGAUGAAAUUCGCCCUGCCAUUGAAGAGCAUGGGCGGGACAAUCAGGAUAGUGUGCCCACCAGCGUAGCAGAGAAGUGGAUCGAAGCAAGCUGCUCCAAAUACAGGGCAGAUUUCGAUUUUUACUUUUCUGUGAUCAAGAAUGUGAUAUGCCCUCGUCCAGCAACCAACGCCGAUGCAGCGGGGCCUUCUGAAGGAGGAGCCGAACCUCAAACAGCCAAUGCUGAAGUCAAGCCUUCUGAAGGAGAAGCUGAAUGAAGUAUUUGGCAAAUCAAUGACUUUAAAUCUGGUAUUUGAUACCAUUUGAUCUUGAAACAAUUUCGGACAAAUUCCUGUUCUAAGUUAGGCUGGACAUGGAAACUUAGGUUUUUACCAAACUAGACUUUGGUUGCUUCUCUUGCAGUCUUUCUCAGAGUUUGAACACUGAACACUAAAGGUUCAGGCUAUAACUGAAUUCUAAUAUGAUGGUUGGACGUGUCGUACUAUACUUUUGAUUGAUCUCUAUACUUGCCCAACCCCCUUAUUUUCGAGGAUCGCAA